GGAUGUUUGAGGAAUCCUUGGGUGUCUGCUUCUAUCUAUGGAUUGAUGCUCACGGUCUUCUAUAGAUCGAGAAGAUAUAUCAAUAUUACCAGCUCAACAUGAAACUAUGACGUCGGUGGGACCAUAUACACAAUAUUCUCUAUCCAGGUAGAGUACAUGCAUAAAAUCGAUCCCCGCACCGGAGUCAGCCUUAUCAACAAUACAACGUAGCUACUCAUCAUCUCUGUCUCGAGAAUUAUACCUAGCCUCUUCAAAAUGCAACCACAACAGGAUGGAUCCAGCAAUGCCCUGGUACGGUGGUACAUUGACACUCGAGACCUAACAUCAACCAACUCUGCACUCCCAUUACUGGAAACACUCCAACCACCAGAUCAGGAGUCAGCUAAACGAUAUUACCAUCUGAAAGACAGACAUAUGUCCCUCGCAUCAAAUCUUCUGAAAUACCUCUUCGUACACCGAACAUGCCGUAUCCCAUGGAACCAAAUCACCAUCAGCCGCACACCAGCACCACAUCACCGGCCGUGCUUUAUCCCCGCUAAGGAACUCCAAGAUGCAACCUCCAACGGACCAAUCCCAAGCAUUGAAUUCAACGUCAGCCAUCAAGCAUCCUUGGUAGCCCUGGCUGGAACCAUUCUUCCACCAUCAAACACCAAGGAUGCAACAUCAUCGGAUAUCUUCAUAAACCCCAACCCAUCCUCUACACCCCUCCCAUCCGUACCGCAGGUAGGAAUAGACAUCACCUGCGUAAACGAACGCCGGAACACGCCGAAUACCAGACAAGCAUUAGACGAGUUCGUCAGUAUAUUCUCGGAGGUUUUCUCCGACCGCGAGUUGGAGACGAUCAAAAGCCUAGAUGCGGUACCGCCACAUAUAGGCGAGGACGAGAAUAGCCGCGUGGAAUAUGGAUUUCGUCUGUUUUACGCCUACUGGGCUUUGAAGGAGGCGUAUAUUAAGAUGACGGGGGAGGCGUUGUUGGCACCAUGGUUGAGGGAAUUAGUGUUUACGAAUGUUCUCGCGCCAGAACCCGCGGGUCCGGACUUGGAGCCUUGGAGUGAGCCUUACACUGGGGUCAAGACGUGGCUGUAUGAGAAGGAGGUGGAGGAUGUGAGAGUCGAGGUUGUUGCGUUUGAGGAAGAUUAUCUUAUUGCUACUGCGGCAAGAGGAGGUGGCAUCGGGCGUGGAAGUGGGAGUAAUGGUGCAGAUCCGUGGCAGCUGUUGCAGAGGAUUGACAUCGAGAAAGACGUUAGACCUUGCGCGACAGGUGUUUGCAAAUGUCUGCAAUAGUCUUUGUUCUCUCCCCGCCGAAUAAAAUACUACGUUCAUAUACAUAUGCAUAGGAGGUUCGAACAGUAAGCAGAUAUGCUCUGUCAAUCGGUAAGCUACAUACAGUAUUGGUCCAGGAUACAGUGGGGGAGAGGAUCCCGGUGUCACUGGACGUAUGACAUAUAUACAUUGUGGUAGAAACAGUCCUAUCCAAAAGGCCUAGGGACAGAUUAAAAUGAACGUUUCAUAGGGGCCAACCGCUAGGUUUUCAUGUCAUCA
Molecule: messenger RNA, 1542 nt
Organism: Aspergillus alliaceus
Lineage: Eukaryota; Fungi; Ascomycota; Eurotiomycetes; Eurotiales; Aspergillaceae
Product: 4'-phosphopantetheinyl transferase family protein
Exons: 1
Coding region: 256-1284 (342 amino acids)
Cellular component (GO): cytosol
Molecular function (GO): magnesium ion binding; holo-[acyl-carrier-protein] synthase activity
Source: RefSeq, a predicted model, not a curated record